Molecule: messenger RNA, 837 nt
Organism: Eimeria acervulina
Lineage: Eukaryota; Apicomplexa; Conoidasida; Eucoccidiorida; Eimeriidae
Exons: 3
Source: RefSeq, a predicted model, not a curated record
GGCGGGGCGGAGUACGCCAGCGAGCUUGUGCUGGGAUCGGAUCCCAUCUCUUGGGUUUCUGUAUUUGGUUUGUCUCACCCCGUGCAUUUAUUCUUCCCUCCCUUUGCUGCUUUCUCGCGCCACAGUCUGCAGCUACUGCCGCUGCUGCGCAGACACUGCGCGGGCGCGACGGUGUUGUCAGUGAACGGAUCCUCCAAGGGGAUCGGGAUCGGCUGCUGCAGCAGCAACAAGAGCAGGAGUGGCUUCAGCAGCUCCGCCGUCCAGCAUGAGGGGCACUCAGGACAAAACGUGAAAAGCAAACUCGACAGAACACCAACACCUGUCUCUCCAGCUCAGCAAGAAGGUGCUUCGAGCCUUGUGCUGCUAAAUACAUCGCACACUGUGCAUGCACUCGACGAACAGGCCGCAGCAGCAAACGAACUCUCCUCCGCGGUCUCCUGCAUUCACACCGAAGACCUUUUGAAGGAGCUCACAAGCAUGAAAGCAUCUGCGCUCAGGUUCCGCGGGGUGUAUAUACACCUGAAUCCCAACGUGCGCUUCUCUGCUGCGGAGAGAGGCGGGCAGUUUGGGCGUUGGUUUCGGCCGUCUUUGCGGGGUCUUGAGUCUCAGUGGAGUGCAGCAGCAGCACUUGUUGAGAAAGGGGGUUUAUUAGCAACUUCGUUGCUGCUGCCUGUAGACCUGAGCUCUUGGGCGUUGCGCAGUCUAUGUCGAGCUGCCGAGACAGCUGGGAAAAGGCCUUCUCUAAUAUUCACUAGUGCUGCUUCUCCGGACUCCAGGCUGAUGACGGUGCAGACGGACUUAUGGAAGGAGGCGGUAUUCUGUGUGUUGCUGCGUUGA